Messenger RNA from Diaporthe batatas, 1137 nucleotides. Its product is annotated as exosome non-catalytic core subunit RRP42. Gene Ontology annotation, biological process: U5 snRNA 3'-end processing; exonucleolytic trimming to generate mature 3'-end of 5.8S rRNA from tricistronic rRNA transcript (SSU-rRNA, 5.8S rRNA, LSU-rRNA); nuclear mRNA surveillance. Bases 1 to 1137 code for a protein of 378 amino acids. Gene Ontology annotation, cellular component: cytoplasmic exosome (RNase complex); nuclear exosome (RNase complex). The record is from RefSeq and is a predicted model, not a curated record. The transcript has 2 exons. NCBI's taxonomy places the organism in Eukaryota, Fungi, Ascomycota, Sordariomycetes, Diaporthales, Diaporthaceae.
AUGGCCUCGACGCAGCACGUCAACCUCUCGCCCGCCGAGCUGGCCUACCUCCACGCCUCGCUCUCGCUGACCCCGCCCCUGCGACCAGACGGGCGCUCCGCAACCCAGUUCCGCCCCCUCAGCGCCGAGACGGGCAUCCUCCCCGGCACCAAUGGCAGCGCCCGCAUCUGUUUCGCAGACGGCACCGAGGCCAUCGUCGGCGUCAAGGCCGAGAUUGGCAAGACAGAAACCCGCUACGGCGCCGGCAACACGCUGCAGGAGACGGACCUGAUCCACGCCGGCGGUGACGACGAUGACGAGACAGACGGCAACGGCGGUGGGGCAAGGGCCGGUGUCGAGGGCCAGAGCAGCUGGAUUGAGAUUUCCGUGGAGAUACCUGGCGCCAGGGACGACGACGCGAGCACAAUCUACUUGGCUGAGAUGCUGAGCGAGGCACUGCUGGCGGAUGGACAGUUCGCAAGGAGGCUGUAUCUUAACAGACGCUUCCACUGGAAGCUCUACCUUGAUAUCCUCCUGAUAUCGCCGCCCCUGUCUUAUCCUCUGCCCCUCCUCUCCCUAACAACCCACCUCGCGCUGCUGGCGACACGACUACCGCGCCUGAUCUCAGAAGGCGACGAGGACCCACUCUUCGACGAUGACUGGGAUGCGUCCAAGUACCUGUACCCCCACGACAAGGGAGCGCCUGGUGCACGGCCACCGGUGACUCUUCUCGUCAUGGCGGUAGGCGACAAUAUCAUCUUCGACCCAGCAAAGGAGGAGCUCGCCGUCGCCGACAGCGCGCUGGCGAUCUCGGUAGCAGAUGCAGCCACCCCCAGCGGCGCGGACGAGAUGGACGUUGACGGUCCCAGCAAGCGCAGUCUGCGGCUGUUGUCGAUACGCACAAUAGACCCCCCUUCACGACUGACGCCGCCCGGCGUCCCCAGGGCAAACGAUGCUGCCACGGAAGGCACAGACCGCACGGCGAAGCAGCGGCCCGAGCAGCAGGUCCAGGAGACGGAGCCGGUGGACGGGGUAUGGAAGGCGCCGAGGGGAGGGGCGAAAUGGGCAGUCCUGAGUGCCAUGGUCGCAAAGUCAUUAGAGCAGGGUGGCGCUGCGACCGAGGUUCUCGAUGGCCUCAAGGCCGUGGAGUUGGGAUGA